Molecule: messenger RNA, 1923 nt
Organism: Parnassius mnemosyne (clouded apollo)
Lineage: Eukaryota; Metazoa; Arthropoda; Insecta; Lepidoptera; Papilionidae
Source: the annotation of a GenBank genome assembly
AUGAGCACUUCCGGUCUACUGGAGUGGGAAUUUUCGUUGCCCUCCGAUCAGAUAAUUUCCCAUGCCUGGUUCCACGGUGCUUUGAGUCGUACCGCCGCCGAGAGUUUGCUACAACAUGACCGAGAAUUUUUAGUGAGGGAGUCCUCUUCUCAGCCCGACAACUUUGUCCUUAGCUGUCGGUCUAAUGGACAGCAUUUGCACUUUGUCAUCCAACGGAUUGUCGUCCAUCCUGAAACUGUUUAUGAGAGAUGUCAAUACCAGUUCGAAGAUGAAGCAUAUGAUACAGUUGCUGAUCUUAUAACUUCCUACGUUGGUUCUGGAAAGCCAAUAUCAGCGGCUUCUGGUGCCAGAAUACAAUAUCCAGCUAAUCGUGUUGUACCCUUGACCAACUACAUGCCUAAUGAGAAUAUGAAUUCUGCAGUAUCUCCUAUAGGCGAAGUUUCAGGAUACGGCAACCCUUAUAGCUUAUACAGUCAUUUCGCGUCCAAGCCGGGUAUGCAAUUGCGAAUACCCUUUAAGAAACAAAGAUCUCACUCUUUGACUCCAAUAGAUAUAGCCCACCAUGUCACUCACGGUAAAAGUGCGAGUGCCGAUGGCGUUAUUCUAAGUCAAACGAAUAAACACCUUAAACAUUUUUCAAGCGAAUCAAAUUCCGGUUCCGGAUCAUGGGAUCCGAAUUUGCCUAUCAGCCCGCCCGCAAAACCAGCUCGGUAUGACGGACCGAAAGCUGAUGAUAGGCGACUUGAACUUCAAAGACUUUAUCAGGUAUCUGGCUCUGAUUCUGGGAACGGAUCCGGUGAUUCUACUCAAAGCUCCGCUCACAGUGACCCUAAUAAAUCAAGAAUGGACUUGGACUACAAUUUAGUAACACCCACAAUGAAGCAGCAAUUUGAUUAUGAACUCACUGAAGCUAAGUUAUUGCAGGCUGAAAAUUUAGAGUACAUAAUAGAAUCAAGAAUAAACUUGGAAAACUUUCAGUCACAGAUUAUAAUGACAAAUCUCACUAAACCGCUAGAAUCCGAAACAUUACAUACUAUAAAACUUUUGUUGCGUACAUCUGGCCCGCGGAUUUUAGCGAAUCAUAUGGCAAAAGUUGACCUGCAAUUCCUACUAGAGGAAGCAAUUCAAAUUGAAGGUCUCGACAAAACAGCAUCAGGUUUAGAGCUGUGUUUUUUACCACAGGGUCGAUCUCUAAGGAUGGAUGUGAUCGAAAGAAUUGAAACAUUUCGUCUCCUCGUUGCCGUGACCAUAUUGACCUGCCAAAGUGAUAGACAAAGAGCAGAUACUAUUAACGAUUGGAUACUGUUAGCAGUUGAAACGAAGACUGCUCUAGGGAACCUGUAUGGUUUCUCAGCUAUAAUGUUCGGUCUUUGUAUGCCCCAGGUGGAGUGUUUAGAAAACGCUUGGAGCAUACUUCGUCAAGUUAACACAGACAACGCCUUUAUGUUCGAAGCCAAAUUGAGGCCAUGUUUCAAAAGCAUGAAUGAGGGUACGAAUCCUUUACCUCCAAACACGACCACGCCGUAUGUGUUACCGCCAGUUCUUUGCUUCCAUAUGUUUGAUGGCGACGGCGGUGGUUUGAUGCAACCAGAUGAAACUUUCCCAAGCAGUCUAAUGAAUACGCUAGAGUUCGACUUUAAUACUACAGCAGCUCACUUAGAUGCGGCAAGACACUUCCCUGAUCAAGUCGAUAUGUUCAAAAGAAACGCGAGAACGGUGGUCCAGGAAAUGUCAUCUCUAGGACCAUCUCUGGAUCCGGUUUUACUCGAGCUCUUUAGAACUGAAUUUCAUAUAAAUUUUCUCUGGGGCGAACGUGGCGCACUGACUACGCCAAAUCAAAGAUUUGCAAGGCUUACUGACAUACUUAGUGCGAUGGCUUCUAAAUUGAUAAAUCAGCCCCCGCUUCCAGACGAUAGAAUUUAA